This is a messenger RNA of Clupea harengus (Atlantic herring), 3012 nucleotides long. It is a transcript of the gene fitm1, whose product is annotated as fat storage inducing transmembrane protein 1. Gene Ontology annotation, cellular component: endoplasmic reticulum membrane. Gene Ontology annotation, molecular function: coenzyme A diphosphatase activity. Gene Ontology annotation, biological process: phospholipid biosynthetic process; lipid storage; lipid droplet organization. NCBI's taxonomy places the organism in Eukaryota, Metazoa, Chordata, Actinopteri, Clupeiformes, Clupeidae. The record is from RefSeq and is a predicted model, not a curated record.
AAUGAAAAGCUCUGCAGCUUAUAACUGAAGUUGCUCCGGUCCCACGUCCAGAGGUGGGUUGGACCAAACCUUUGAGCCCAAGUUAGAAAAUAGCUUAAAAAAUACAUAAUCCCAUGAUGCAUUGGAUGCAUUAGAAGAAAUCUGAAAAAUAAACAAGGGAAUAACUUCUUGAUUGGUUGCCAUUUUCCCAGGUUUGGAUGUUGGCCAAUCAUUUCAUUGGACAGCCCACCCCACAGCCUUGGUCUGGCUCGGAGUGACCACAUGGGGGGACAAAAGGGCAAGGCGGAGAGGGGAAUGUGGUCAGGGUGCUAAAAUUAGCCACUGAUAGCGCUGGUGCUGCUCAGAGGAGGGCAAGAAUGAAAGAGGGAGAGACAAAGCUGUGUCAGGCGAACCUCUGAAUCAUUGUCAUUUGACUGGAUCCUGCAGAGUUUGAGUAACAGGCCCCCUUUAAAGCGGUUGAAUAGAGAUGUACCGCUAUUGUUUGUUUGUUUGUGUGGCUUCUGGGCAUUUCUGAAAAAGUGAAUACUUAGCUGGCUCCUCAGUGGCUGAAAUCCUGAUUACUGAAUUUGGUAACAAAAUAGAAACAUUUCAUUCCGACAAAGCUGAAAGAGGUGUUAUCUGGCAAGAUUUCAACAAUCAAAAUUCCUCUGACCAAAACAUUGUGUCCACAACAUGAUGUAAACCAAAUAGUUGUGACAGCUACAGCAUUCCAUCUCCAGCAGAAGAGAGAUAAGGUGCCAUAGUAUCUUGUAGGAGUUUAUUUAGGAGGGUAUGGAAUGUCACAGCUUCCCAACAACUGUAACAAAACUGUAGCCAUAAAACUUGUUUGUGGUUGUUUAAAAUCCCUUUACUGGGAGCAGUACCUUAAAUAGUAUUAACUUAUUAGUACCUAAUAGUUCCUUAGCACUGUUGACCUUUAAUUGACUAAACGUAUUAGAUGUGUGAACACCAAAAACGGCGAUCAGAGACAAGCUAAAAAGUUGUUUACUUGGAGUGUAUUGAUUUUUGUCACACACAUUCAUGUCACUGAAGUGCUGACAGAGACAUUCACAGAGCUGUUAGAAUAUUACAACUAGACUGGAGUGUAGCAGGUAUUUUAGCAGAUAGAAGUUUGUUUGGCCAUUGACACACAUAAAAACUUCAAACUGGUUUGGGAUGUUUUUCCUGAAGCAGCUGCCUGCAUUCCUGCCUGUCAACCGAGAGCUAGAACAAUGCAUUGCUUGUUGCCUGUGGAAAUGGGGAAAUUUCUCUGAUGCAAUUAAACUAUUUUUCUCAGUUACAGUGAUGAAAUACACAUCUGCGAACACCGUUUAAAAAGAAAAGAAAGAAACUAAAAAAACAAACAACAAGCCAGACCAGAAGGUUCACAGAAACAGGAGUGAGAUUUAACACGGAGGCAGGGAGUGAAACAAUUAGUGAAACAAAGGUAAAAAAAAGCACCUUGAUAAACAGGCUAAACAGAAUAACAGUGACACACAGUUCCCCAUUAGUUUUCAUGGCAGAGUGGAGGGUGUGGUCUUGGGGAGGGGGCAAAUGUGGGGAUGGGUGUCCCUACACGAGACCACACUCAGUCCUGACUGACAACGGAGAAUAGACAGGAGAGGGGGGAAGAGCCAGCGAGAGAGAGAGAGAACAGAUCAGAAAAAAACUGGACUCUGAGCUGUCCCAGGACCCUGGGAAAGGAUUCCUUUAGGAAGACCUCCAGAUGGACCACACCUCCACAAACGAUCAGUAACACGGUGGAUUCUCUAUCAGUGGAAGCUGGAUUGCUGAUCUCUGGAGAGGAUCGAGACGUGACAUCACUGAGAUGUGUCUUAGUGGGCUCCAGCGGGCCGCGGUUGUCCUCCAGGAGCAUCGCGCCGUCUCGCUCGCCCUCUCGGCCCUGGUGGUGGUGAGCGACCUCUCGGCCGCAUUCCUCAACCAAGGCGCCUUCAGACGCCACUUCCACCUGGUGCUCUCUGUCCUGCUUGUGUCUGGGCCUGCCCUAAGUAUGUGGGUCUCCAAGUACAGUGUGUUCGCUAAUAACAACCACUACCUGUACAGGACGUUCCUGAGUUCAGCUUGGGGCUGGACCUGCAUCCUCACGGGAUCCUUCAUCUUCCUCCUUUCCUUCUCCCUCCGCCGCUCUGUCUUUCUAUCCCUCCGUCACCUCUCUCGGCUGGCCGCAGCCAGUGCUGUGUGGCUGGCCCUUCGCUGGCUGUUAACCUCCCUGGAAGAUGCUUCCGGAAGCUGUUUUGAGCCUCUCGGCACCACUCUCAAAGCCUGUGUGGAGGCCACAUCACCCGGGCAGGGCUCAAGACUGCUGCUCCGGGACGGGGAGAGUAAGACGACCUGCCUGCGUGCUGGAUUUCAGUGGCGUGGCUGUGAGGUAUCCCAGGAGGCCCUGCUGCUGUGCCUGUGCUGCCUGCUGCUGGUGGAAGAGACAGCCAUGUUUGGGCAGUGCGUACGCUCAACAGGGACUCCCCUCAGGCUGCUAUUCCUGCUCUGUGUCUGCCUGCUGGGGCUCUGGUUCUUCCUGCUCUUCUGCCUGCUGGCUCAUUUCCCACAGUUCCCCUCCCAGCUGAUAGGGGGAGCUCUAGGCUGCCUGGCCUGGAGAGUUCUCUACCUGGGUUGGUUUAGAUUUGAACCAAGCUGGUGCUGUCCAGGUGGGCCCACCAGUGGACUAUUAGUUGCCACAGAAAAGAAAGGAGAGGUGAAGAAUGGAAACAGAGAAAUGUUUUUCUAAUGUGACGGUUGUACACCUCUUGUUUUGAAAGUGGUUACUGCUGCUGAUAGACUUUUAGACAUUGAGGGAGACUGAUAAAGUCUCCAGGAUGUAAUGGGUGGGAAACAAGAAUCAGUGUCUUUGCAGGGCGCGUUGUGGACAUUUCAAACACAAAUAAAACCUGACUGAUAUAAGAAUUACAAUAUAAUAAUAUAAGAUUACACCUGAAGAGUAAUAUGAUAAUCGGUUUAUUUUGGAAAUAGCAUAACAGCAUUCUAAUACAGAAGAGUGGUUUCUGAAACUGAAAA